This is a messenger RNA of Rana temporaria (common frog), 4704 nucleotides long. Its product is annotated as lysosomal-associated transmembrane protein 5-like. The record is from RefSeq and is a predicted model, not a curated record. Bases 67 to 771 code for a protein of 234 amino acids. NCBI's taxonomy places the organism in Eukaryota, Metazoa, Chordata, Amphibia, Anura, Ranidae. Gene Ontology annotation, cellular component: lysosomal membrane. The transcript has a single exon.
CAACUUCCGGUUCCCCCUCAGAACAUACCGGAAAGCAGAGUCGGGCGGUGAGAGAAGCGGAUAGCAAUGAUGGUGAUGGCGACACAGGAGCCGCCGCGGUGUUGCGGUUAUUUCAGUAUCCGCUCGGUGGUGCUGGGGGUGGCGGUGUAUUACGUGUUCCUGAGCCUGCAGUCUCUGGUAUGGCAGACGGUGGCGGUGGUGAAAUGCGGCGGGGUGUGUCCCGGACCUCUCAGCUCGCCGGGCCCGGUGGCUGUGAUGUACUCUCUGGCCUUCGUACUCCUCUUCCUCAGCCUGUGUCUGCUGUUCGGAGUCCUCCGUCGCCGCCCCGGCCUACUGCUGCCCUUCCUGGCCUUUCAGAUCAUCGACUUCCUGGGCUCUCUGCUGCUCUUCUGCGGCCUCUUCGUGCGCUUCCCCUCCGAGCUCCGUAUGGUCAGCACUAGGCCCUACCUACCCGGCCUGGACGAGCAGGACAAAUCGGCGGUGGCCGGGGGCUCGGUGCUCUUCAUCGCCCUGUCCCUGCUUCUCCUCCUGCUGAAGAUCUACCUGAUCCGCUGUGUGCUCACCUACUACCGAUACCUGCUCACCAGGGUCAGCAUUCAGCCAGGGGAGCCCGACGGCCUGGCUCUGAUCGUAGUGCCCACCGGUCAGGAGAAGAACCCCCUGCUUCUUCCUUCCUACGAAGAGGCCAUCAACAUGCCUGCCAAGGACAGCCCACCGCCCCCCUACAGUCAGGCCAUACCGGCCGAGCCCGAGAAGGAGGGUAGCUCAUAAGAGGCCCAUCUGGAUCCGGGUAUUAGGAGGACUCUCCUUCACCCAGCAGGCAUAUGUCUGAUUCUAAUAGGACACCAUGGAACUCCUACACCCCCCCCCCCCCAAUUACACAGGAACCCCUGAUCAGGGCCUAGACCAGACUUGUCCUACAAGUUCAUACAUGCAGCCCCUCAUCUCGUGGGCACCCCAGUCAGCUCUACUACAGGACCUGUCCUACUUCACCAAUGGAGCUCCCCUGUUCAGGGCUAAGACCUGCCAUCCUAAUCAGCUGUGCUCUAGGACCUGUCCUACAUUAUAAAUGAAGCACCCCUGAUCAGGACUUUAGGACUUGUCCUCCUUUCAUACAUGAAAGCCACCUCAUCACAUGGGCACCCCUGAUCUGCUGUACUCUGGGACCUGUAUUACUUCAACAGUGGAGCCCCUGAUCGGGACCUAGACCUGUCAACCUGAUCAGCUGUGCCCAAGGACCUGUCCUCCUUCAUAAAAUGGAGCCCCCUGAUCAGCUGUGCUCUAGGACCUGUCCUACAUCAUACCUGGAGCACCCUAAUCACACAGCCACCCCUGAUCAGGAUCUGCACCAGGACUCUAAGACUUGUCCUCUUCAAACAUGCAGCUCCCUGAUCACACGGGCACCCCCUGAUCAGCCGUACUUAGGCCUAUCUUCAUCCAUGGAGCCCCUGGUCUGCUGUACUACUACAUAUGUGGGAGGGGUGCCCAGGAACACACCACUUCAUUUUCAUGGACUCCUUCAGUUAUGACCUCAGUCACACCAUUUCGUCCAGCAGAUGUCCGAUCUUCAUCCAUUCAGUGACUUCCGUCCUCUGAAACAACUUUGUGUAGUUGUUGGUAGAAGGGAGAAAUUGCUCCUCCUUGGCAUAGCCAUGGUAGAUCUGUUUUUACAGCUGUUCUGGCUAGUGAUGCAAAUAGUCUGCCCUCCUGUUUUUACCCACACUUUACUCAGCUGUUUUAUAAUAGGAGUUUUAUGAUGGUGUACAGGGGACCAUUUGCUGGGACCCUGCAGUGAGUCAUGCUAGACAUGGUGCUCAUCUCUAGUGACGCUAUUAAAGCUGGCUACACACUGUGUAUAUUUCAGCAGGUUCCUGUGGCCAUGCUGGCCUGACUUCAGUCAAUGGAAGUUGUUUGAUCAACUUUUGUUGAAGGAGCCUGCUGGGAAAUUUCCAGCUGAGCAGCAGCUGUAUGAAAUCAUGUGCAGCUCCUGCUCAGGUAUUUGAAAUACAUUUUGGUGCAGCAGGAGAUUCGUUCAUCCACACUGUAUAGCAUGGACGGAGGAAUCGGUGUCCCCCUCCCCCCAUUCUGUUUUAGCCCACAGGCUUAAAACUGUAUUUCCUGCUUUAUAGUCAGGUGACUGUUAUAAGAGCAAUCAUUUCCCUGAUUUUGCAUGCAGCUGAAGCAAUCGGUCUGAUUUGGCAGAGAUUUUCCAUAAUACUAUGCAAUUCUUUUGAAAUGAGGAAAUGAAUAGUCUUGUACAAUUGUCUUGACUGUUCUAGUUAUCGGCAGAGUUUUUCCUUGUGCAGAUUGUUCUGAACAGUGUUGUAUAAGGAACAAAAGCAAUUACCGGGACAGAGUAUACUUUAAGACUGUAUCCUGCACGCAAAGUAACAGCUGCUAAUAUAUUUAGCCUUAAAGUGUUUAAGGCAUUUAUUAUAAGUCUAUGCCUCUAUUAGAGUUGUAUUUAAAAAUGAGUGCUGUAAAUACUCACUAUCGGCUGUCUUCAAGCCGGUCCCAUCACUCGUGGCCGCUUUCCGGCUCUAUAGUCUGUGGAAGGGGCCAUGAUCUCCCUCUGAUGUCAGAGGGAGAUCAUGUGGUCGUCUCCUCCGCAGAAGCCAUCCAUCAGAGCUGGAAAGUGGUCACGUGACUGGCCUGAAGACAGCUGAUAUUCAGCAUUUACAGUUCUCAUUUUUAAAUACAACUUACAUUGUGCUAUGCCAGCCUCUAAUAGAGCAGCUGGCAGUGACAAAUUUAAUAAAAUAAUGGCAGCGGGGUGGCCGGAGACAGACAGGGCGCUGACAGGGAGGAAGGAGGGGGGAGAGCAGGGAGCCUAUCACAGAGGGAGGCACUUUUGACCACAGUGAAAAGGGCGGAGCUGCCCUGUUUAUCGUGGUCUGUUUAGAGAGUGACACACAGGAAGUGGUAGGUUUAGUUUUUUUUUUUUUUUUUUUUUUUUUUUUUUUUUUUACAAGGGGGGUAGAUUACAUAGCACAAGCGCUGUGCUGUGUAAUCUGCUUUAAGGGACCAGAAUCUACUUUUUUGGGGGGUUAAACGCUUUAAACAAUAAGUGCACUUUCUAACAAGUUGCACCUAUUUUAAAUGAUCACCAGUCCGCUUACAUCUGUAAUAUGUUAUGUUUUACACCCUGGAUAUAUCUGUAAACCCAACCCAUUUAAUCUUACCCCACCCCCCACCACCACAAAUUUAUACUUUCAGACAUUAAUGGCUGUGGCCUCUGUUUACAAGCAGCGGUGAAAGGUUCCCUCUCCUGGCCAUGCCUGAUCAAUAUAGAUGUCAAUGGGCCUCAUUUGCCCCCAUCUCCUGCCUGAAAGACAGCCCCAUAGAAUUCUAUAUGGUUGUAUUGUGCUGACGCUGCCAGUAGAGGGAGCCUUUCACCGCCAGAUGUAAACAGUGGAGACUGCAGCUAUCAGUUUGCCAUAGGUCAGCGCACUUUGUCUGAAAGUGUAGUUACUCUUUAAUCAUAGCUUAAAGUUGUGUAAACAAACACAUUAUCAGUUGUUACCUUAGUGCAGGUUGUGUUCUAAUACAGCAUCAUUGGAGCAGAUGCUGUGUGUCAGCAAUUGCUUUUGCUAACUCUAUGCAGUCCUGGGAGAGGGAUUUUACAUUACGCACUUCAAGGAUGGAGUGUGGAGGGGGCGAGAUAGGAGUUUGAGCUGUGUCCAGUGUUUGCUCAGUGUUGUGUAAGGCCCUGCUCAUAUAUAGAUGUGUAUCUGUAAGGCAUGACCAUUUAUAAAGAACACAUUUUGUGUUAGAAGUGCAGAUGUUGCAUAAUCGUGGUGUGAUGCUGAAUCAUGCAUACAAGUGUUGGCACCAUACUUUAUUUUUUUAUUUGUUUUCAGAUGUGAGAACAUAGAGGAAAACAUUGAGCUGUGAACAGGGUCAUAAGUGGUUUGCCUGAAUUGUACAGAGUAGUGAAAUUAUCCAUGCACAUGUGCACUAUAAAAUAAGUAUUGUCAUGGACAAUAUAUGUUGUCCAGUAAGAACUUGUCAUUCUCUUCCUUUUUGUGGAUCUGAGAAGGGAAUCUUCCUGUUGUCCGAGAUGAGUCUUUCUUUACACACUUUUAUAAAUAAGGGCCGUGACAGGUCAUUGAAAGUAGUUGAUGGCAAAUGUUGGUCAGGGAAUAUCUAAUGUACAGGAAUUUUAAAUGUUUUUGUUCAUGGUGUCCUCUUUGUUCUUUACCUGCAAUUUCCCUUUUUUCACAUUAGUAACUUGUGCCUUGUUUUAAGCAGAUUUCCCUGAUCAGUACUGUGUAUAGGGUUUAAUAAAAACAUAGGUGCAGCAUGUAAUCCCUCCAUGGAUAUGUGACGGAAUUGGAUUAAAGAUCUGCAUGGGAAGUCACCAGCGCCUAAUGUUUAAUAUUGACACUUUAUUUUUUAAGUAGCUUUUUGUUUAAUGAUAUUGUUGAAUUGUCUGGCUUACAAUCAGAUUGUUUUUAGUGUUUUUUUCUUUAGUGAUCAAUGAGAACUCAAUGGUGACAUGGCUAAUUAAAUCAGUGUUGAUUAUAACUUGCAUUUUCCUUGUUUUAAACGACAACCUUUCUCACUCUGCCUACUACUGUGGCAGUUUCACUUGCUGCCUGCGCACACAAAGCUGUCCAAGCCUGCUUUGCACCAAAGAAUGUUUCCUAUAAACAUGGUGGCAAUAUGUACAACUUCAAAAUAAUAAAGCAACUUUUAACAUUC